Molecule: messenger RNA, 2937 nt
Organism: Brassica napus (rape)
Lineage: Eukaryota; Viridiplantae; Streptophyta; Magnoliopsida; Brassicales; Brassicaceae
Exons: 4
Coding region: 1711-2937 (408 amino acids)
Source: RefSeq, a predicted model, not a curated record
AUGCCUUCAUUUCAAGAUCACGUACCAAUCAUUUAACAAAUAUAUCGUUUCAAACGAGAAGAUAGACAUGUACACACAUACAUAUCAUAAUUGAACGUAUUCUUCAAGAAUUAGCUUCCAAAAAUAUACGAUCAAUAGAUAUAUAACUUUGUAGAAAUUUACAAAGUUAUACAAAGUUGUCAAAAUUUUCGCACAAAAAGAACUUAGUAGAAAUAUUCAACUCUGUUGCACCAGUUUAAAAAUGCCGUUUAUUAUAUGGUUGUUUAAGGUCUAAUCAGGUUUGCAUGCAAAAAAUGCGAAAAGUAACUAGAGUUUGAUACGUGCGCCUUCACACGGAUGAUUUUUAUUUUAAUAUAAUAAACACACGAAAUUCUUUACAACACAAGAUGUAAUGGUUGUACAAACAUGUGUCCGUAUGGAUCUUUGUUAGAUUUGUAAUAUAUAACAUUUAUGAUAAAUCGACGGUUUAUAAUUGUAUGGUUCCGAUUGGUAAGGACUUUCAUUUUAGUCUUUGGCUUUAAAAUUUUGGCUGUAAAAAUUUUGACUUUAAAGGCUGUAGUUGUUAUUUUAAAUACUUUUAAAAGUCUGAGUGGUCUCAAAAGCUUUACAAAAUCUGAUUAUUAUAAAAACAUAUAUUUAUAUCCUGAAUUAUGUACAAAAACUAAUAUGAGAAGAAUAUUCAGAACAAAAAAAAGCUAUUGGCUAAAUGUACUAGUAAAAGAUGUUGCUAGAUUUUUGUAAUGAAUAUUUCAUUCCGUUUACUUUUUUACUUAUUGAAACACAUAAAAUAUAUUGGAUAAAUUAAAACUGGAAAUACUAAAAGUUAUCAGUAAAAGUAUUUAAUUAUUUAUUACCAAAGGAAAAUAAAUAACAAUGAUUUCAUUUAUUAUUAAAAUUUAAUUAUACUACAAUUUAUUAAAAUAAUAUUUGAUUUUUUUUUAACCAUCAAAUAAUGAUUUUCAAUUAUCUAUAUAGUGACUUUAAAUCUUUCACAAAUUAACGUCUAAUAAUAAUAGGUUAUGACUUUUUUUGGUAACAAAGAACUAAUUACUUAAUGAAAAUCGAUUAUCCAAUUAGUUUGUUUGUUAUUUUUUUUUAUUUGCUAGAAAAAAAAUGCAAAUGUGAUCACGUCAGUUUUUAAGAAAAUGGGAAAGAAAAAAAAACGAUUGGUAAAUAUUGUAGCUUUAAUUUGUUUGCUGUAGAAUUAAUGCUGUAGAAUUUUAGCUGUAGACCUUAUUGUUGGAGAUCUUUGACUGUAGAAUUUUAGCUGUAGAUUAUUUUUUUUAAAAUAUGAUUGGUAUAAACUGGCUGUAGAUUAAUAUUUAUAAAUAUAUUAAACAUAAAUAUAUUAAACAUCAUAUUAAUAUAUACAAUUUUUUAUAAUAAUUAUAAUAUUAUUGAACAAAUAAAAAAUAGUAAUCCUAAAAAAUCCCAUAAAGUAGAUUGUUCAUCUUUAAAAAAAAAUUGGUACAACAAUAAAUCAAUAGUUAGGUUUACCCACGAGUAUUCUAUAAAUCUAUUGCAAUUUGGAAGCUGAUUUUGUGUAUCGAAUUUGCCUAUAUGCCCUAAACUAUCUAAUUUUAAAACCAGUGCAUAUUCAAAGUAUUACGAUAGAAAAAUAUAUAUUUCAUACUCAAUUAAUACAACUUUAAUUACUACGACACUUUGAAAAAUGCGAUAGAAUAGGCGAUCUAGGGUUUCACGCUCUUGAUGCCUUCUCACCGAUGGGAUCCAGGAAUUGACGGCGGGGUUGUGUUAGGAAAGAGGAAUCAUAAAGGGCGGAGUAAAGGAAUUUCAUUCAGGGGAUCUUCUUCAAAUCUCCGAUGUUGUGGAUCGGGUACAGGAAAUUGGUUUAAACGGAUUUUUUGGAAAUCAAGGACAUCUGCGAAAUGGAUCUCGAUAUUGGCAAUUAUACCGGUGAAUUCGCAUGAUUACUUAGGGACUGGGGGCUUGGAGUGGUUAACAGGGAAAUGGGUUCUCUGGUUGGUCUCAUUAAACCAACCACAGAAAACAGAGUUGAUCAUAGAAACGGACCUUAAGGGGAAUCACAUUUUGGCUGGAGCUGAUGUAAGGAGGCUUAUCUGGCACGUCGAGGAGUUCGGCGUUUUUUCUAGAAUUGCAUCACUGCUGCUCGUUUUUCUUAAAAAUACAAAUUCAAGGUGCCAAGGAUCUUUGGAAGGGAUAUGUGGCGUGGAAAGGAGAGAGAGCUCACGUUUUUUUAUUCUAGUUUUGUUAGCAAAUGAUCGUGUUGGUGAUAUUGGGUUGAGUAUGUUCAUGUUUUCGGGGUAUUGGAGUUAUAAAGAAGACACUUUCAUUUUUCUUGUGUAUAUGUUACCGUUUUAUAUAGAUUGGGGCAAGGAGAUGGAUGUAUUUUUCAGGGUCUUUGUUGGGAUAUGGGAAUCUUUGGAUUGGAGGGUACGUAACAUAUACGUAAGGAAUGGAAUCUUCUCGCCCAUGUUGAUAGCUCAGAGGGAGGAGUUUUCUUUUCUAUUACAAGUGAAGAAGUUGUCGUGUGUCGGUUUCUUUGUUUUGGUUCCGGCGCGUGUGCUCUCGCUUCUCGUUGACGGCGUAGUGUCGUCUAUGGCUCCGGCUUGUCUCGAGUUGCAGGCUAUUCCUCUUUGUCUUCUCCGGUCACGGCAUUCUGGUUUCUGCACUCUUGAUGAAUCGAUCGCGACGGUUCAGAUUGGACCCGAUUUGUAUUUUGUUCUUGGUAGUGCCGAGUUAGGUUACUCGCUCACUUUAGGAUCUAGAAUUAACUGUCUUAGGAUUUCGCUGGGUUCGUGUCAUGAAGUGUCGUCAGGCUUUGCUGGGUUCGUGCUAAGGAUAGGUGUCGUCGAUCCUUGCUGGGUUCGUGUGGAGAGCUUCGGCUCAAAGCGUCGUCGGGGGAUCAGGGUUCGUACCUUGAAGCGUCGUCGAGAGUCUAGGGUUCGUGCUUAA